Molecule: messenger RNA, 1719 nt
Organism: Cucurbita pepo subsp. pepo (vegetable marrow)
Lineage: Eukaryota; Viridiplantae; Streptophyta; Magnoliopsida; Cucurbitales; Cucurbitaceae
Product: rho GTPase-activating protein 3
Biological process (GO): signal transduction
Molecular function (GO): GTPase activator activity
Source: RefSeq, a predicted model, not a curated record
CCAUCAUCAUCCUCUUCCUCUCCGCCUCCCCCUCCCCCUCAACCAAAUCAAACCCCUCUUCUCUCAACAAACCAAACACAACCCACAAUUUUUUUUCAAGCGACUAUCACAAAUGACUCGCUUAUUUCGAUCCAAAUCGUGCGGACACGUCAGAGUUCCGGAAUUUAAGCCGCCGCCUCCGCCGCCGAGCUCUUAUUAUGAUAGUGACGAUGAGGAGGAGGAAGAAGAAGAAGACGAGGAGGAGGAGGAAGAAGAGGACGAUUACUAUGGAGAUGGGGUAAAUGAAAAUGGGUAUGCCUUGGUUUUGACGAAUUCGGUCUCUGAUAGUGAUGAGGACAAGCAGGAGGGAGCUACGCCGCAUAGUAAUAAUGGGAGUCAGUUUCCGAUUCUUGACAUUUUGGUGACGGCACUGCGGAAAUCCUUGGUUUGCAGUGUGGAAACGGAUGAAGUUUGUUCCAUGGAUAUUAGCUCGCCGGUGAAUGUGAGGCAUGUUUCUCAUGUUACGUUCGAUAGGUUCAAUGGGUUUCUGGGUUUGCCUUCAGAAUUCGAGCCUGAGGUGCCAACCAGAGUGCCUAGCGCCAGUGCUAGCGUAUACGGAGUUUCUGCGAACUCAAUGCAGUGUUCUUUUGAUGAUAGAGGAAAUAGUGUGCCAACAAUCCUUCUUAUGAUGCAAAAACGGCUGUAUUCAGAGGGAGGUCUAAAGGCAGAAGGAAUAUUUCGAAUAAAUGCUGAGAAUAGUCAGGAAGAGUUUGUUCGAACUCAACUAAACAGUGGCGUAGUGCCACGAGGCAUCGAUGUUCACUGUUUAGCAGGCUUGAUCAAGGCAUGGCUUAGAGAGCUCCCUACAGGGGUGCUUGAUACACUAACCCCAGAACAAGUGAUGCAUUGCAACACAGAGGAAGACUGCACUCAACUUGUUAAGCUACUCCCUCCCAUGGAAGCUGCUAUCCUUGACUGGGCUAUCAAUUUGAUGGCAGAUGUUGUGCAACAGGAGACACACAACAAGAUGAAUGCACGCAACAUUGCUAUGGUUUUUGCACCAAACAUGACUCAGAUGGCUGAUCCUUUGACUGCACUAAUUCAUGCUGUACAAGUAAUGAAUUUGUUGAAGACCCUUAUUCUUAAGAUCCUCCAAGAAAGGGAAGAAUCAGAAGGCAAGCAGCCGUCUUCUUGCUUGGAUACUCCUAACCCCGAGAUCAAUAGGACGUCUUCAAACUCAACCAGUGGCAAAUCCACGGAGCAACCGCCAAAUUCGGUUGCGAACGCUGCAAGUUUCAAUAGAGUUGACUACAGUUCUGGAGGGAAAUUCGAAAGCUUUGAAGAGAAAGACGAAGAAGAAGAAGAAGAAGAAGAAGAAGAAGAAGAAGAAGAAGAAGAAGAAGAACAAUACCAUUCGGCCUCUGGAAGAAGUACUCCGAUUCGAUACGGAGUCGGGGGAUUACAAAGCGGGUGCAGAGAAGGAGGAUAUGAAACAAGUGAGUGGCUAAGCCUGAGAAAAGGGGUGAGGAAGCUAUGCAGGCACCCUGUGUUUCAGCUGAGCAAGUCGAGCAAGAAGAGUAGAAGUUUUGGAGUUGUAAGUUGUAAGUAUUAGGAAAUGAGGAAGAAAGUGAGUGGAUUGCUUGCUUGUGCUUGUAGUGGGGUUUGUGUAAACAAACAGAGUUGUAAUAAUACACAGAUGCGAGUGUUUGAUUAUAAUAUAACCCUUCCCAACUUCAUUCA